Cyphellophora europaea CBS 101466 is the source of this 3516-nucleotide messenger RNA. RefSeq lists its product as uncharacterized. NCBI's taxonomy places the organism in Eukaryota, Fungi, Ascomycota, Eurotiomycetes, Chaetothyriales, Cyphellophoraceae. The transcript is spliced from 5 exons. The coding region runs from base 1 to 3516 and encodes 1171 amino acids. The record is from RefSeq and is a predicted model, not a curated record.
AUGGGACGGCUCCGCAAAUUGUCGCAAAGCCUGCAGAAGGCCACAUUCCACACCCAUUCCAGGGAGCCGUCAAGCUCAUCACCUCUGACACAGACCGACUCUUAUCGCCAACCUGUCAACGACUUUCCGUCAAAAGAACACCCUGGAGCUGUCAGAGAGCCUUCGAGUGGCGCUGUACCGCAGACCACUCCUACGCACCGUUCCCCUGGCGCGUCCCGCCCAAACUCGAUGCUCAUGCCACUACAAGCCAUGGAUUUGGGCAGGGAGUUGCAUAUUGAAGAGUUGCAACCAGUUUACUUGUCGAGCCACAGCAACAAGUUAUAUCAAGAAGGAUAUUUCCUCAAGCUAAACGACCUCGAUUCGAACGGCAAGCCGAAUGCGGAUCGGAACUGGACUGAAUGCUUUGCGCAACUUGUUGGCACUAUCUUAUCCCUGUGGGAUGCUGCUGCGCUGGAUGCCGCCGGUCAAGAUGGCGAAGUGGCUCCUACGUUCAUCAACCUGGCCGAUGCCUCAAUCAAAAUGAUUGAAACGCUCCCGACACGGAACCAGGACGUUCAGCCCCUGCAAAACGUUUUGUCAAUCUCGACCGCCGGAAAGAACCGAUACCUUCUACACUUUAACUCUAUACACUCAUUGACGCAAUGGACGGCUGGAAUUCGUCUGGCCAUGUUCGAGAACUCUUCCUUGCAGGAACUUUAUACCGGUUCCUUGAUUGCCGGAAAAGGCAAGCACCUCAAUAACAUCAAGUCGAUCAUGGAACGAGCAAAAUUCAGGCACGAGGACUGGGCGCGUGUCCGAUUUGGUGCCGGCACACCCUGGCGACGGUGCUGGUGCGUUAUCGAACCCCCUGAUGAGAAGGAAUGGCAGAGAGCGACCAAAUCCAUGAAGAAGAGGUCCGCAUACGAGCGUCCGUCGUAUCCAAAGGGAGACAUCAAGUUCUACGACACCAAGAAGACGAAGAAGGCGACACCCAUCGCGACCAUUACGGAUGCUUACGCAGCUUACGCUAUCUACCCUCAAGCGAAACCCUUGAUUGACCAAUCUACGUUGGUUAAAGUGGAAGGCAGGAUCACAAUUCAUUCCAACCCCGAAUCCAAGACCGAAGGCUUUGUCUUCGUGAUGCCCGAACUUCAUCCUGCCGUAUCCGGCUUUGAAAUGCUACUUCGUUGGCUAUUUCCGGUCUAUGAUACCUUUCACCUCUAUGGCCGACCAAAUCGACUGAUCGCGGAUACCCUUGAUGCACGAGGGCUUAUGUUCGCAAUGCCAAAACAGAGGCGAUACGGUUACUUGGACAUCAUGGAUGUAGCGUCCCUGAUCCAUACUGAUGGUAGUGGGAAAUGGCAAGAGCGAGAAUGGCGCAAACAAAUGAAGGAUCUGACAUCGCGAAGGAUCGCCAACAGCGGCCAAAACGGAUCCAGCCCGACGUCUGGCGCGCGAGCUGGCUUCUCGGCCAGUAUGAACUCUCGUCUAGGCGUUCAAUACUCAGAUGACUCAGCUACAACCUUGACCUCAACGCCGCCCAGCAGGGGUCAUGCACAUAGUAUGUCAACUACCGAUAUCAGGUAUUCGCCUCCCCCGCGAGCUCCGGCGGCGCCCGCGCAUUUACCAGCACAUAACUAUCACACGAGGGCCGCUUCUGAAUCCGUGGCUCUUUCCCCCCGGAAAAAUCCGCGGCAAAAUGGAUAUCAGUCUUCCAGGCUGUCCAUGGACAGAGACUCUCCGGAUGGCGAUGACAUCUCGCCUACGCCAGUUCCGCCCAGUCAUCGGCAAGUCUAUCGGACUGGUCGGCCGAGUCGCAGCAACAGCGAUCUAGUGGACAGUCGGGAGAGCUCUGACACAAGCCUGAAUCUCCAGCGAUCUCAAUCAUAUGCCGCAGAGGAUGUCAACCAAGCCAUGCAGCAGCUUAAGCCUCCUGGACCAGUCGCUGCGCCACCCACCUUCCAACAUCAACCUACAGAGCAGCCUCGAAGACGCCCUGACACGCGACCUGAACUCCGCCGCGAGAAGAGUCGCAUGUCAAACGCCACUCUCGAGCAGAUAGCUGAUGUCAACAAGCUGAGAGAGGUCAACACUGCAGGCGCUGCGGCUGCUGCUGCCUGGCGUGUUGGUCGAAACGAGAACGCACCACGAGCGGUAAAUUCAAUCAAACCUGACGAUAUGAGAUCAUCUGCUAAUUCGUCCUCGCCAGCAAUGGUAGCAGAUGGGGCCAACCUGACGGAAAGCCCGGCUGAUAUCCGCCCACCCGAAGUCCGGCAAACAAGCCAGCACUCUAUCCGACGCAAGCCUGUUGCGGCAACUUCGGCCCAGCAAGUUGUCCCACAGCUUCCUUCAGACGAUGCCCUGCUCUUAGCUAGAGCUCGGUCAUCAGACCGGGCGUCUGCGAGAUCCGCUUUCAACUAUGAUCGAGAUUCAUCGCCGGACUAUGCCAGCACCCGCAAAUCCGAAGACAAUAAGUCCGAAAGGUCUAUCCCACGCCCCAGAACUGGGGUCCUGAAGACCGUGGGGGAUCCUAGCAUCGUCACUGAUACUUCAGCAAGACCCAAGUCAGAUAUUCCCGAGAUUGACUUUGGCGUUACUCAGAGUUUGACACCAGGAACCAGCCGGCCGGGCACAGCUAUGGGAUUUGCCCUAGGUGGUAACGCGAGCGGUUCAGGCACGGGCGCCUCGCCGAGCGGGAGCCGACCAAUGACGCCAAUGGGUUUAGGGCAAAGUCCGGGCACUCCAGAGCGCAAGUCUCCUUUGAGAACACCUGAAGCCCUGGCUGAGGACAGGCGGUCGAACUAUUUUGGCUACCAGUCCCACUCACGCUCUCCGAGCUAUGCGUGGCAACCGGGGAUCGGUGCAGGUCGUCAAAGUCCUGGUCCGGCAUUGACUCCAGAGGAGUUCGUCCAGCAACGAGCCGCCGCUGCGCAACACCCGACUGGUUAUAUUCCUCAGCGGACCGCAUCGAUAAAUAGGAUUGAGCAUGUAGCAGUGCCCUCCCAAGCACCCAAAAAACUUCAGAAGAAGCGGGACUCGCGGCCAAGUUCUCGAAACUCGACUCACCUGCUAGACUACAGCUCUAAUCUCUCUGCCCGGGAGCAGGAGCACGUGGCAAGGAUGACUGGCGGGCCUCUGUUAAACAUGGGCGAUCGUACCAGGUCGCCCGAUCCCUCCGUUGGGCUAAUUGGAGCGAUUGAAGCACGAGAGCAGGAACGGAAAUAUAUCAAAGAAGGAGUCUCUGGCCACAUGGUACAAGCGGCCAUUGCCCAACGGCAACACCAUGCUCAGGCUCAGCAAUUCCAGGCCCAUCAGGAAGCCCAGCGGUCGUCAAUGUAUGGACAGCAAUUUCCCGGAUACGCACAGCAGUACGGCCAGCCUCAACAGCCUCAGUUCACAAGCUGGGGAGCUCCUAUCGAUCCUCAAUCAAAUUACCAGGUGUGGCAAGGCCAGGGCCAAGCUCCAGGACCACCGGCUCAACAAUGGCAGAACCCUCAACAGCAUCAGCAACAACAAAAGUAUGGAGGCUACUACUAA